AGUACCUAACAACACUGUGGUUACCAUAGUUUCUUAGCUUCAUUAGUUACGAGCCUCAAGAGACGAGGUUUAAAAAAUGCGUUCUUUCAAACAUCGACACAUUUGUAGCUUGGUCGAUGGUAUUUUAGUGUUUUAUGUGUUUACUGAAAGUUACUUUUAGUGAUUUCUGGUUUGAUAAGAGCUCGCGGAUAUUUUAACCAAAGUGCGGAUUCUAACAAUAAAAUACAAACUGUUUAAUAUGAGAAGGAUUACAGUUGUAGCUAUAAAAUUUGUUUGUUUUUAAAGUUUUGAUAAGUUUUUGUGUAAUAUCUCUUAACCAAUUUAUCACGGACGAAAUGGAUCAAAGCACGGAUGAGGAAUUAAAAAUUGUUGUUAGGAAAAAUGUUUAUUAUGUUUCUAAGAAGUUCAUCUGUUCAGUUGUGCCAUAUUUUGAAAAAAUAUUUUGUGAUGAUUUGUUGAAACCAAAGGAAAACAAAGUGGAACUAGAUUUUGAUGAACAUAACUUCGAUUCUGUCCUCAAUUGGAUUCAUUGUGGGUCUUUUUUAAUUCAACUGGAGGACGUUAUCGAUAUCUUCGAAGUAGCUGAUCAUUUGAUGAUAAGUGACCGUUUGUUUAAACCAUGUCUUAAAUAUUUCCAGGACAAUUUUAACAUUGAACAUAUUCCACUUUUUCUAAGCAAAGUUACAAAAACUACUAAGUUGAUCAAUUUACAAGUUAUUGACAACUUUAUUUGUCGCCAUUUCUUGCUGAUCGCCAAUACAAAUAUCUUCUUGCAAUAUCCAGUUGAAACAGUUGAACAUAUUCUCAAAUUAGAUUUAAUGAUUUACUCUGAAUACCAAGUUUUUGAAGCAAUCAUAAGAUGGGUGAAUAAAAGGACUGGAUCUAGAAAACGAUUACUUCCAAGGCUAUUAAAUUGUGUACGCUGGUCUUUCAUGGAUCCUGUUGAUGUAACUAAAAUAAAGAAUGCCAAGUUAAUCAAAGGCUUGUCAAAUCUUGAUUCAAUUAUCUCUCCUGAUUGUGAAUAUGGAUUCAAUCGUAGUAAACAAAACUUCUUCAUCUCUAUUGACCGAAUUGAUGAUUCAAAUUUAACAAUAAAUGUGUUUGAUACUGAAUUAUUUCGUUUGCCGAUCGGUGCUUUUACUCAAGAUGACUCAAUAUCACUUGGAUUUAUUCCUAGAGAAAACAUUUCAGAUAUUGUAUUUGAUUCUGGACGAAAAGGUAUCCGAAUAGAUUGGAGUAAAAAGACAUUUCGAUGGCUUGAUAUGGAAGGCGAUAAUGAAAACCGCUAUAAUCAAUUGACCAAUAUCAUCGUUAAGUUUUUGACGCAAUCAGGAUUCCGAAAAUAUGAUUUUUCUUUAAAAUUGCAACUUCUACAAAAUUUAAACUCCUUGGCCUGCUAUUUGGAAGAAAAAGAUACUAAACCGAAUUUAUAUUCUACCCAUGGUGUGUUUCUUGAAUCUGUUAACAAAUAUAUUGCGAUUGGUAAAACUGAAGACGAGAAAAAGUGGUGCGGUCAUUUCCCAGUUGUACCUCCAGAUUGGUGCUAUUUCGACAAAAAACCUGAUCAAUCUUUCCAUGCCACUAUUUUGGAUAAAGUUGUUUAUAUAUUGACGGAGGAACUCGAAUUUAUUCAAUUCAACCACGAAACUCGAAGCUUCAAUAAGAGUUAUCCUUUCAAAGGGCAAAAAUGGAGUUUCAAUGAUUUAAUCUUAACUUCUCAACAAUCAAAGGACGACAAAGUUAUUUUGGUCAAUAAAUCAUCAGGAAAAAUUCAUGUUUACCUCAUUAAUCAGGAGAAAUGGAUUGAAAAGUAUCGAAUCAUGAAUGUAAAUUUUUAUUCUGACAGUUCUAAUGCUCCUGCCAAUCAGCUAAUUGCCUUCGCCUCAACAUUUUUACAGACAAAAUAUAUCAAACCAUUGUAUAAAAGAAAGUUUUGUGACCUUUGAAA
Messenger RNA from Tetranychus urticae (two-spotted spider mite), 1948 nucleotides. RefSeq lists its product as uncharacterized. Gene Ontology annotation, molecular function: protein binding. The record is from RefSeq and is a predicted model, not a curated record. NCBI's taxonomy places the organism in Eukaryota, Metazoa, Arthropoda, Arachnida, Trombidiformes, Tetranychidae.